Messenger RNA from Cokeromyces recurvatus, 733 nucleotides. RefSeq lists its product as uncharacterized. The transcript has a single exon. The record is from RefSeq and is a predicted model, not a curated record. Bases 22 to 471 code for a protein of 149 amino acids. Lineage: Eukaryota; Fungi; Mucoromycota; Mucoromycetes; Mucorales; Mucoraceae.
GAAGUAAUCACUUCAGACAUAAUGACUAUAACUACAGGAACUUUUGAUCCAGCAACAACACUAACACUACCCACAGAUAGUUCCAUUCUAAAUAUAUUAACUAGCUCAAGUAUCAGUCCUACACCUUCUCAAACAAUAACUCAAAUUAAUAACGUAAUGCCAUCUAACAAACAGCCCACUAAUACUGGUGCCAUUGUAGGUGGAGUAGUAGGUGGAGUAGCAGGCGUAGCACUUCUUGGUGCACUUGCUUUUCUACUUAUUCGUCGACGAAAAUCUAGAUCAACAGAUGAUCGUGAAGUCUUUCAUCCUCAGGAUGAUGAUGAUGAUGACCAACAACAACCUUUUCAACAGAGUACUGAAAAUGUUUGGAAUCAAUCUGAUUCAAGCUAUCCACAAAUGUCUUAUGUCACUCAUUCUCCAUCUUCGAUACCUCCCCAUCAUAGUUUCCUUGAAGACCGACAAAAGUAUUAAGGGAAAAAAAAAAGAAGAAGAAGAAGAAAUGGAAGUGACAUUAUCAUUUCUCUCCUUUCAUUAAGCAUUAUAUGUAAUUAGAAUACUAUUACUAUUUUUUUUUUUGUACUGCAUUAUAAUGUUAAUUGUAAUUUUAUUUGUAUUACAUAAUAAUCUGCAGGAAAAAAAAACAUUACUUAUAAUAGGAGAAGGCAUACAUAAUUUUCUUUUUUAUAUGAACUCCUAGUUUCAAUAAAUAAAAUAGUUAUCUUUAGAAAACUUC